AGCAGGGGCGCGGGCGGGCGGACCGGGAGAAAGGUCGGGGCCAUGGGCCCGCGCUGCGCCUCCAGAGGGUCCGGCCACCGCUGGAACCCGAGGCCUGGGCUGGGGGCGCUCGGGGCUCCGACCCGCGGCCCGGCCGCCCCCGCAUGAGUCGGCUGAGGGGCGGCCCGCCGCAAGCUAGAGACAGAGCGGAGGCCGCGCACGGCCCGCGGGCGCCUUCAGGAUGCUCAUCAAGGAGUACCACAUCCUGCUGCCCAUGAGCCUGGACGAGUACCAGGUGGCCCAGCUGUACAUGAUCCAGAAAAAAAGCCGGGAGGAGUCGAGCGGUGAGGGCAGCGGCGUUGAGAUCCUGGCCAACCGACCCUACACGGAUGGGCCUGGGGGCAGCGGGCAGUACACUCACAAGGUCUACCACGUGGGCUCCCACAUCCCAGGCUGGUUCCGGGCACUGCUGCCCAAGGCCGCCCUGCAGGUGGAGGAGGAAUCAUGGAAUGCCUACCCUUACACGCGGACUCGGUACACCUGCCCUUUCGUGGAAAAAUUCUCCAUUGAGAUUGAGACCUAUUACCUGCCUGAUGGGGGGCAGCAGCCAAAUGUGUUCAACCUCAGUGGGGCUGAGAGAAGACAGCGCAUCCUGGACACCAUUGACAUCGUGCGCGAUGCGGUGGCCCCAGGCGAGUACAAGGCAGAAGAGGAUCCCCGGCUGUACCGCUCGGUCAAGACGGGGCGGGGACCGCUGGCGGAUGACUGGGCCCAGACGGCCGCCCAGACGGGGCCCCUCAUGUGCGCCUACAAGCUGUGCAAAGUGGAAUUUCGCUACUGGGGCAUGCAGGCCAAGAUCGAGCAGUUCAUCCAUGAUGUCGGGCUGCGCCGUGUGAUGCUGCGGGCCCACCGGCAGGCCUGGUGCUGGCAGGAUGAAUGGACGGAGCUCAGCAUGGCCGACAUCCGGGCACUGGAGGAGGAGACGGCCCGAAUGUUAGCUCAGCGCAUGGCCAAGUGCAACACGGCCAGUGAGGGGCCUGAGGCCCAGUCCCCGGGGAAGCCCAGUGUGGAGGCUCGCCCAGGAGCUGGCCACUCUGGGACCCCGGACGGGCCAGAGGCGGCCCCCGGCCCCGAUGCCUCACCAGACACCAGCUUCAGCAAGCAGUGGUCCUCGUCCUCCCGCUGCUCUUACUCCUCCCAGCAUGGAGGGGGUGUGUCUCCGCAGAGCCUGUCUGAGUGGCGCAUGCAGAACAUCGCCCGGGACUCGGAGAAUAGCUCAGAAGAUGAGUUCUUUGAUGCCCAUGAAGGCUUCUCGGACAGCGACGAGGUCUUCCCCAAGGAGAUGACCAAGUGGAACUCUAACGAUUUCAUUGACGCCUUCGCCUCCCCGUCAGAGGCCGAGGGGGCACCAGAGCCUGGAAACGAGGCUUCCAAAGGCCUGGAGCAUGGAACGCUGGCACCCCGGGACUCAGAGGGCCCCGAUGGAGCCCGCGAGCUUGGGGCCGAGGCCUGUGCGGUGCACGCCCUCUUCCUCAUCCUGCACAGCGGCAACAUCCUGGACUCAGGCUCCGGGGACGCCAGCUCCAAGCAGGCCGAUGUGCAGACGCUGACCUCGGCCUUUGACGCCGUCACCCGCAUCCACUUCCCCGAGGCCCUGGGCCACGUGGCUCUGCGGCUUGUGCCCUGCCCACCCAUCUGCGCUGCUGCCUAUGCGCUGGUCUCCAACCUGAGCCCCUACAGCCAUGACGGCGACAGCCUGUCCCGCUCCCAGGACCACAUCCCUCUGGCCGCCCUGCCACUGCUGGCCACCUCGUCUUCCCGCUACCAGGGCGCUGUGGCCACUGUCAUUGCGCGCACCAACCAGGCCUACGCAGCCUUCCUGCGCUCCUCGGAGGGUACCGGCUUCUGUGGGCAGGUCGUGCUGAUCGGAGACGGUGUGGGUGGCAUCCUGGGCUUUGAUGCGCUCUGCCAAAGCGCUGGCACGGGCACCGGGAGCCGGAGCAGCAGCCGCCGUGGAAGCAUGAGCAAUGAGCUGCUGUCCCCGGAGGUGGGCCCCACGCGGGACCCACUGGCGGAUGGCGCAGCAGAGGGGCUGGGCGUCGGGCGGGCCAGCCUAGAGCCCUCCUCCCUGACUGUCCAGCGCACCACACCUACCCCAGAGCCCGAGGGCGCUCCGAACAGCCUGCAGGCGGCCCCUGCCUCCGGGGAGCCCAGGCGGCCCAGCACAGUCUCCUGCCCAGCUGGUGCUGAAGUGCCCGACGGCCCCACCAGCACUGCCCGCCUGGACUUCAAGGUCUCCGGCUUCUUCCUGUUCGGCUCCCCGCUGGGCCUGGUGCUGGCCCUGCGGAAGACUGUGAUGCCCGCCCUGGAGGUGGCCCAGAUGCGGCCGGCCUGCGAGCAGAUCUACAACCUCUUCCACGCUGCUGACCCCUGUGCCUCCCGCCUCGAGCCCCUGCUGGCCCCCAAGUUCCAGGCCAUCGCCCCACUGGCUGUGCCGCGCUACCAGAAGUUCCCCCUGGGAGAUGGCUCAUCCCUGCUGCUGGCCGACACCCUGCAGACACACUCAGGGCUCUUCCUGGAGGAGCUGGACAUGUUGGUACCCUCAACGCCCACCUCAGCCAGUGGCGCCUUCUGGAAGGGCAGCGAGUUGGGGGGCACGGAGCCCUCAGCCCAGCCGGCAGCUCCCAGCACCACCACUGAGGUGGUUAAAAUCCUGGAGCGCUGGUGGGGGACCAAGCGCAUCGACUACUCCCUGUACUGCCCCGAGGCGCUCACUGCCUUCCCCACCGUCACACUGCCCCACCUCUUCCAUGCCAGCUACUGGGAGUCGGCUGACGUGGUAGCCUUCAUCCUGCGCCAGGUGAUUGAGAAGGAGCGGCCCCAUCUGGCCGAGUGUGAGGAACCAUCCAUCUACAGCCCGGCCUUCCCCAGGGAGAAGUGGCAGCGAAAACGGACACAGGUCAAGAUCCGGAAUGUCACUUCCAACCACCGGGCCAGCGACACCGUGGUGUGUGAGGGCCGCCCGCAGGUGCUCAGUGGGCGCUUCAUGUACGGGCCCCUGGACGUGGUCACACUCACGGGAGAGAAGGUGGAUGUAUACAUCAUGACCCAGCCACUGUCAGGCAAGUGGAUCCACUUUGGCACCGAGAUCACCAAUAGCUCGGGCCGCCUCACCUUCCCCGUGGCCCCUGAGCGCGCUCUGGGCAUUGGCGUCUACCCCGUGCGCAUGGUGGUCAGGGGCGACCACACCUAUGCUGAGUGCUGCCUAACCGUGGUGGCCCGUGGCACUGAGGCGGUGGUCUUCAGCAUUGACGGGUCCUUUACUGCCAGCGUCUCCAUCAUGGGCAGCGACCCCAAGGUGCGCGCUGGUGCGGUGGAUGUGGUCAGGCACUGGCAGGACGCCGGCUACCUGAUCCUGUACGUCACAGGCCGCCCCGACAUGCAGAAACACCGAGUGGUGGCCUGGCUGUCCCAGCACAACUUUCCCCAUGGCGUUGUCUCCUUCUGCGACGGCCUCAGCCACGACCCGCUGCGCCAGAAGGCCAUGUUCCUGCAGGGCCUGGUGCAGGAGGUGGAACUGAACAUUGUGGCCGGCUAUGGGUCCCCCAAAGACGUGGCCGUGUACGCGGCACUGGGCCUGUCCCCCAACCAAACCUACAUCGUGGGCCGAGCCGUGCGGAAGCUACAGGCACAGUGUCAGUUCCUGUCCGAUGGCUACGUGGCCCACCUGGGCCAGCUAGAGGCGGGCUCACACUCACAUGCCCCUGUGGGCCCCCCGCGAGCCACCUUGACCAAGAACACCUAUGGCGUGGCUGCCCCCGUGGACUUCCUGAGGAAACAGAGUCAGCUGCUCCGCUCCAGGGGCCCCAGCCAGGCGGAGCGCGAAGGCCCAGGGACGCCACCCACCACGCUGUCCCGGAGCAAAGCUCGCAGCAUCAGCCUCAAGCUGGACAGUGAGGAAGAGUGAGCCGUGCCCGGCAGGACUGGGUCA
Ochotona princeps (American pika) is the source of this 3970-nucleotide messenger RNA. RefSeq names its product phosphatidylinositol transfer protein membrane associated 1 (gene PITPNM1). Gene Ontology annotation, cellular component: cytoplasm. Gene Ontology annotation, molecular function: phosphatidylinositol transfer activity; phosphatidylinositol binding; phosphatidylcholine intramembrane carrier activity. The transcript has 24 exons. Bases 221 to 3946 code for a protein of 1241 amino acids. The record is from RefSeq and is a predicted model, not a curated record. Lineage: Eukaryota; Metazoa; Chordata; Mammalia; Lagomorpha; Ochotonidae. Gene Ontology annotation, biological process: phospholipid transport.